This is a messenger RNA of Cricetulus griseus (Chinese hamster), 588 nucleotides long. Lineage: Eukaryota; Metazoa; Chordata; Mammalia; Rodentia; Cricetidae. The record is from RefSeq and is a predicted model, not a curated record.
GUUCUUUGGAGAUUUGAUGGCAAAACACCAGACACCUUAGGACCCAAUACAAGAAUCUUCAAAUGGCUCCCCCAGAAUGACCUUCUAGGUCAUCCAAAAACCAAAGCCUUUGUAACUCAUGGUGGAGCUAAUGGCAUCUAUGAGGCAAUUCAUUUUGGAAUCCCUAUGAUUGGCAUUCCUUUGUUUGGAGAACAACAUGAUAACAUUGCCUACAUGGUGGCCAAAGGAGCAGCUGUUGCAUUAAAUUUCAGAACAAUAACAAGGUCCGAUUUGCUCAAUGCACUGGAGGCAGUCAUAGAGAAUCCUACCUAUAAAGAGAAUGCAAUGUGGUUAUCAACCAUUCACAAUGACCAGCCCAUGAAGCCUCUGGACAGAGCCGUCUUCUGGAUUGAGUUUGUCAUGAGACACAAAGGGGCCAAGCACCUGAGGCCACUUGCAUACAACCUCACCUGGUACCAGUACUACUCUCUGGAUGUGAUUGGAUUCCUACUGGCCUGGGUGGCAGUCAUAACUUUUCUUGUCAUAAAAUCCUGCUUAUUCAUUUAUCAAAAGUUUGUAAAGACAGGAAAGAAAAUGAAGAAUGAGUAG